AUGCGGCGGCAGUACGCGGAGGCGCUGGACUACUGUCGGCUCAUCCUGCAGUACGAACCCCACAACGCCACGGCGCGGGGCUUCUACCCGCUGCUGAGGCACAAGCUGCGGGUACAGUCGCCCCCUCCGCCCGCCGCCGCGCUCAAGGACGAGACCAGCUCCAGUGAAGAGAACAGCCCCGAGCACGGCCGGCUGUCGGACGAGCAGCUGAAACAGGUGCGGCCACGACGAGACUCGGGCGAGGAACGUACGAUGAGGAUGAUGACGUGUGUGUUGCAGAGCGUGGAGACGGAGUGCUCGGCGGAGGUGUCGGCGUCCGAGGGCGCGUGCUCGUCGCUGGAGCUGGACUCGUCGGAGCCCGCCUCGCCGCGCCGCACCGACACCAGCGACCCCUCGGACAGCUCCUCCUGGCACUGGGACAGCGGCGGCUCACACUCGGAGCGAGACGACAACGGGAACCCUACAGCGAGACACGGUACACGCACACUCCCAUGCACACACACACACGCGUUUGAGUUUGAACACGCGCCGUCCCGAGGUGUGUUCAACCUCAUGAGCCCCGGCGUGUCUCCCGCAGGUGCAGACGACGCGGCCGGAGACGACGCGGACCUCCGGAACGACAACCCCCCCCUCCAGGUUGGUGACACUCGCCCCCCCCCCCCCUCCCCCCGCCGGUCCCCUGUAUGUAGGCCGCGUGUGGUGCAGGUCGCGCAGGGCGUCCCGGAGCAGACGUCGUCCAGGUCGUCGCUGCAGCGUCUCCGCGCACACUUCGCGUGCUCCAUCAAGUGA
Molecule: messenger RNA, 789 nt
Organism: Danaus chrysippus (African queen)
Lineage: Eukaryota; Metazoa; Arthropoda; Insecta; Lepidoptera; Nymphalidae
Source: the annotation of a GenBank genome assembly